CAGUUUGAUUUGGUGUGUGAAAAUUCCUGGAUUGGUCCCACAGUAACGUCAAUACAGAUGGGCGGUGUGUUAGCUGGAGCCUUUAUCGGUGGUCAGAGUGGAGAUACCUUUGGUCGGAAGAAAACCAUCUAUUUAUCUCUUCUCUUUCAUGUGGUCUUCAAUAUCACCAUUGCCUUUUCUGUCAACUGGCAAAUGUUUGCUGCUUUCCGUUUCCUGAUUGGAUUCUGUGUUGGAGCCUUCUUGGUGAUCGUGGUAUAUCCCCUGGAGUUUAUUGGUAUCAAGCGAAGAUCGUGGGCGUCCAGUAUACCAUUAUGGGCUACGGGUGUAAUGGUUCUGUCACUUUGUCAGUACCUUAUACACGAUUGGAAAUAUCUCCAUAUUGUAUGUGGAGCUUUAACAUUUCCGUAUGUUUUAGGAUAUUUUAUCGUACCAGAAAGUGUUCGAUGGUUGGCGAUUAAAGGACGAUUAGACGAAGCCAAAGCAGUUAUAGAACAGAUAGCUCGGUUUAAUAGUAGACAAAUUCCAGAGAACACUGAAAGUAUUUUGAGUAAAAUUGCUGAAAUGGAAAGAGAGAAUAACGAGAAAGGAAGCCAAUAUACAUAUAUAGAUAUAUUUCGGGGCAGAUAUUACUUUAAAACUAGCUUGUGUGUCCAGCUCAUAUGGUUAUCACUGUCAGCAAUAUAUUAUGGAUUCGCCUUUGGUGUCAGUAAUUUUUCGGGAAAUUUUUAUUUAAACUUCUUCCUCAUGAACGUUUUAGAAUUUCCAUUAUUUUUACCAAUUAUUUAUUUUCUAUCAAAAUCUAGACGUUAUUCUUCAGCCGUUCCACUGUUUACUGCAGCUGCCGCCUGCAUCGCAAUUCUUAUUAUACAAGAAAGUAAUCCCUUGAUUACGGGUUUAUCAUUGACAGCCAAACUAUUAGUCGGUGCUGCCUGGGUAGCCAUGAUUCUACUGACUAGUGAAAUAUACCCGACCGUUGUAAGGUAUAUAGGGUAUGGUGCUGCCAACACAGCCGCUCGUAUUGGUGGAAUAUUAGCUCCCUUUAUAUUCAGUUUGGGUAAAAGUCGGAUGACACCUUACAUUGUGAUGAGUGUAUUAAUGACAGUCAGUGGUAUAGCUACCUUAUUACUGUCAGAAACCUUGAAUAGAGCCUUACCUGAUCUGAUACUCAAGGAACAA
This is a messenger RNA of Lottia gigantea (owl limpet), 1176 nucleotides long. RefSeq lists its product as hypothetical. The transcript is spliced from 7 exons. Gene Ontology annotation, molecular function: transmembrane transporter activity. NCBI's taxonomy places the organism in Eukaryota, Metazoa, Mollusca, Gastropoda, Lottiidae. Gene Ontology annotation, cellular component: membrane. Gene Ontology annotation, biological process: transmembrane transport. The record is from RefSeq and is a predicted model, not a curated record. The annotation marks the transcript as partial.